AUGGAAAUUGAGUGUGACUACAAAGAUAUUCUUGAUACAAUUUCUGAUGCAAAUGAUGCUCGAAAUGUUGUCCAUUACGCUCAGUGCGCGAGCAUAAUCGCGAUAUUUCAAAGAACAUCGGUGUCCAGAGGUCAGUUGAGGAUCCAAGGUGUCGCGACCUGCCUGUACCUGUGCAUGGAUUCCUGUGGUCUUCUUUACGGCUCGCGCGACUACACAGACGACUGCGUGUUCAACGAGACCCUCGAGCAGCACAACUACAACACGUACAGUUCGGCGAAAUGGUCGACGACGAAGAAGACCCUGUACCUCGGUCUGAAUCGUCGCGGCCAGCCGAGGAGGGUACAGGCCAAGGGUCACAACCUGGGCAGACUGUCCGCCUACGCGAGAGUGUUGACUCAGGUCGCUCCGUUGGAGCGAGUAGAGUCGCUUCAAAGGCGGAUGUUGGGCGCCCAUCACAAUGUCCGACAUCGACACAACAGCCAUCGAGGGGACCUGAUACAACAGUCGCUCUGCCCCACUCUUCCUGUCCAGGAAAAGGACGGCAGAGACAAGUUCAGGUGUCGCAAACGAAAGAAGAGGAAGAAGAGGAAGCGACGGUGCAAACCGGGCGAGAAGCCCGGACCGCAGUGCCAAAUCGUCGAGGAGAUAGUGGAGCUCGAGGGGCCCAGAAGCGAGGGUCAGCGCUCGAACGGUACUUCCCCGGAGUCGAAGAGAUCCUGCGAGGGCGCGGCGAGCGACGAGGCCUGUCGAAGGGAGGCCCUGUCGGUCCCGUCCAAGAAGCGGAAGCUGCGGGUAGACGAGACGAUCGACGGACGGAACGUCACCGGGAGCAACGGUAAGAGCAAACCACCAGCGUCAAAUGCAAACAAAGUAAGCGUCGCUGGCAGCAUGAGUCAGAGUAAAAAGCCUAAUUUGACGGACGGGAAGAAGAAAAAGAAAAAGGGACCGCCGGCGAGGAGGAAGCCAGAGGCUCUGGGCCGCAAGAGGUUCAAUGGCAGAACGGACAACACGUAUGCGGCGCGCACGGCAACCUCCGUACCGACCUACGCAACGUCAUCCUCCUCUUGGUGGUCUCCUGGUGCGUCAACCGGCCCUUCAGGGAGAGGAGCCUCCCCUAAACGCAGGACCAAGCAACCGUCCUCCGCGAGGAACAAGUUCGCCGCCGCGAACAACGCGGCACCUCGCCGAGUAGGGAAAUCAUUCGCGAGAAAUCGUACCAAGACGAUAGACCGUGGCUCUGUCGCGAACGCGUACGACACGACGACCAUAAUCCCCGACCGAACCACUCAACCAGCGACCGUCAAAGUUCCUGAGACCGUUUCCGAUCGAUCCUCUCGCACCUCCUUCGAGGACGCCUCGAGGUCGUUGUCCGAGUUUUCCUCACCCAUCGACGAAGAACCGUCUUCGACACUUUCGAACGAACACGCGACUACCACGAUAGAUUCGACCUUGGCCACCUCGAUCGAAGGCACGUCGACGACGUUCAGGCCGACGGAGGACGAGUCUAGGUCGCUCGAGGACGAUCCAGACGACACCGACAGGUUCGAUACGCCGGAAACUAUACAGCCGACCACCCCGGUGGCCUCGAUCGAGGGCCUGGCCAUGUGA
This is a messenger RNA of Colletes gigas, 1608 nucleotides long. RefSeq lists its product as uncharacterized. The transcript has 3 exons. The coding region runs from base 1 to 1608 and encodes 535 amino acids. Gene Ontology annotation, cellular component: cytoplasm. NCBI's taxonomy places the organism in Eukaryota, Metazoa, Arthropoda, Insecta, Hymenoptera, Colletidae. The record is from RefSeq and is a predicted model, not a curated record. Gene Ontology annotation, biological process: positive regulation of protein phosphorylation; animal organ morphogenesis; positive regulation of cell population proliferation. Gene Ontology annotation, molecular function: fibroblast growth factor receptor binding; growth factor activity.